This is a messenger RNA of Mugil cephalus (flathead mullet), 2073 nucleotides long. RefSeq names its product potassium channel, subfamily K, member 5b (gene kcnk5b). The record is from RefSeq and is a predicted model, not a curated record. Gene Ontology annotation, molecular function: potassium ion leak channel activity. The transcript has 5 exons. Bases 508 to 1845 code for a protein of 445 amino acids. NCBI's taxonomy places the organism in Eukaryota, Metazoa, Chordata, Actinopteri, Mugiliformes, Mugilidae. Gene Ontology annotation, biological process: stabilization of membrane potential; potassium ion transmembrane transport. Gene Ontology annotation, cellular component: membrane.
GAUAGAUAGAUAGAUAGAUAGAUAGAUAGAUAGAUAGAUAGAUAGAUAGAUAGAUAGAUAGAUAGAUAGAUAGAUAGAUAGAUAAUCUGGAUUAUGUCCAACUUUUGCUAUAUUUAUUUAUGAUGCAAGUAAAGAUGGAAUAAACAUGCGAAUGUAUUCACUGAAUUCAUACAUUUAUAUGUUACAUGUAUAUUACACACAAGUAAUAUUUACAUAAUAUUACAUAUAUGUAAAAAUGUUUGCAUAUAUUACAUGUGUAAAAUAAGAGCCAAAAUCUAGUAGCGAUAUAGUAUGUUUCUCUAACAUUCAAAUCCACAAUAAUAUAUCCCAGCCUGUGAUGACAGUUUAAAAAAAAAAAAGAAAAAAAUGAAAGGUGCGUCGUCGAACAAUGGGCAUUUAUGCCUCCACUGAGAAGUUUUACCAGGAAGAAAACAAACUAGGAAGGACGACAGCCCUCUGCAGGAAUACGAGCUCAUCGCGUCGUAAGACAGAAGUUAUGACUUUACUAUGGCUGAUAAGGGUCCUUUUUUAACCUCGUGUAUUAUUUUCUACCUCUCAAUCGGGGCCGCGAUAUUUCAAAUCCUCGAAGAACCAAACUGGAUAUCAGCCAAAGACAGAUAUUUCCAAGAAAAAGAAAACAUUUUGAAGAAAUAUGAUUGCUUGACGGAAGAAGAUCUGGAUGAAAUACUGGAGACAGUGGCAAACGCCGCGGGCCAAGGGGUGGCCAUCACCGGGAACAAUCAGCGCAGCACGUGGACCUGGGAAAACUCUGUCAUCUUUGCUGCCACUAUUGUCACCACGAUAGGUUACGGUAAUGUUGCUCCCAAGACAAAAAACGGACGUGUGUUCUGCAUCCUGUAUGGUUUGUGUGGGAUCCCCCUGUGUCUGGUGUGGAUAAGCGAACUGGGUUCAUUCUUUGGAGACCGGGCUAAACGUCUGUCUGGGGUUCUGAUACGUAAAGGUGUUUCAGUGAAAAAGGUCCAAUUCACUUGUACAGCCAUAUUCCUUCUAUGGGGGCUGUUGGUGCAUCUGGUUAUCCCUCCAUUCGUUUUCAUGUUUAUUGAGGAAUGGAGCUACCUGGAGGGGAUCUACUUCUCUUUCAUCACACUCACAACGGUUGGCUUUGGAGAUUAUGUGGCAGGUGUAAAUCCAAAUAUAGAAUACCCCCGCCUGUACAGAGUGUUUGCGGAGAUAUGGAUCUACAUGGGCCUGGCCUGGCUGUCUCUGUUCUUCAGCUGGAACGUCCACAUGGUAGUGGAAGCUCACAAAGUGCUAAAGAAAAGACGACACAAGCACAGGCACAUCUACGAUGAGGAACCUCAUUCUGUGGAGGACAAGCCGCACGGGGACAUUAAGCCGAAUGUUAUCGACAUCUUCAAUUUCAUGUCGGAGAGGGACGACUACAGCACCGUCAUCAAGGAGAUUGGAAUAAAAGCAAAGAGACAGAAGCCGGCAGAGAACAUAAACCGCUCAAAGAGCUGCAGCGACAUCUUGGCCAACAACAUCCAGACCCUGGAUCACUCGCCACGACACAAGCGUCUGCUGAGCACUAGCGAGGUGUUCAUGACCAAAAAGGUUACCGUGGAGAAAAGUGAGCAAGACAGGUGUCCUCCUCUGAUACGAGAAAGCACGCAAGACCCUGAACCCGCAGCGUGUGGGAGGACUGAGGACGGAGAGAACGAGGACAGUUGCGCAUUUGAUCCAGAGGAUAAAGGGAUCACCUUCAGUGCCCCGAAUGUUACAGAAGAGAAAAGUGUGCAACACCCUGACGGCGGUGAGACUAGGUUUACAAUAGCCAAAGUAGAAGAGGAAAAUGCGUCACUAGAUAAUGAUGAGAAAGGGUAAAAAUUUAAAAAUCAAGCUUAAUAAUAUUGUAAAUACCGUGUAUCAAAUGAGAGAAGGGACAAAUGCACAAAUGUAUAGAAACUGAGGCUGUACUGUAAAAUGGCUUCCUGAAUCCCAACGAUAAUAUUUGAUGUAUUCAUUUCAACGUUGGCUGCACUAAAUGAACCAGUGUAAAUCUUAUUUUUUGCAAACAUUUGAUCAAGAUUAAAUUUUCUAUUUUGUACCCAU